Annulohypoxylon maeteangense is the source of this 1689-nucleotide messenger RNA. RefSeq lists its product as uncharacterized. The coding region runs from base 1 to 1470 and encodes 489 amino acids. The record is from RefSeq and is a predicted model, not a curated record. Lineage: Eukaryota; Fungi; Ascomycota; Sordariomycetes; Xylariales; Hypoxylaceae. The transcript is spliced from 2 exons.
AUGUUGGGGGCCACCGUUCUUGCCUCAGCAACCUGGUUGCUCGCCCUAGGACAAUGCGCACUAGCUGCUGAUAUCGACUGGACCACCAUCAAAAACAGUCGCGGCGAUCAUCUUCCCGACUUCAGUUUCUGCGGCUACCAUUCCUCAGACGUGGCGCUCCCGUCCGCCACUAGACCAAGCACCACCACCAUCAAGGCAUCAUCCAAGGACCAGACCUCCGAUAUCCAAGCUGCUCUGAACAAGGUCUCCGCCGCAGGAGGCGGCGUUGUAGAGCUUGGCCCCGGAACGUUCAAGAUAUCCCCGGGCUUGAGCAUCCCGAACGGAACGACAUUAAAAGGCUCUGGAGUCGGAUCCACGCACCUUUCUGUUUCCAAGUUGAAUGAAAAAGUCCCACUGAUCUCACUGGGUAAUGGCACCGGCCAUAAUGUGAAGCCUCUGAGCACCAAUGCCAUCACUGAUAGCUAUGUGGGAAUCGGCGCCAGCACGGUCACCGUAAAAGACACGAAGGGGUUGAAAGUGGGACAGACUAUCUUCGUCAACCGGGCCGCGACGGCAAAGUGGAUUAGAUAUGACGGCAUGGCCGAUCUUACUCGCAAGAACAACCAUCAAACCUGGAUCAAGGAAGGGACGUUGAUACAACAACCUCGGAUCAUCGGGUCCAUCAAGGGCAACAAAGUCACAUUAACAGUCCCCCUCACCGACGCCCUGGACAAGAACUACAUGAGUCCCUAUCUGGCCCCCUACACAGCCCCCUCGGUCGCAUCGGAGAUAGGCCUCGAGAACCUAUCGAUCACCCUCAAGCCGAGCUGCUCAGGAGUCGCCCUCACCGACAGUACCAACGGCUGUAAAUCCUCAGCCAUAUCCGUUUCUCCCUGGACCGUCGACAGUUACAUACGCUCGGUAAACGUGACCGGCUUCAACAGUUUCAUCAGCGCGGAGUACAACUCCAGCCGAAUCACAAUAGACCACGUCGGUCUAUACCGAGACCGUGACACAGACAACAAGGCAGGAUACCCGGCGGAUAUCGCCAUUAUGGGCUCGCAUAUAUUGGUUCAGGACAGUGGGCAGUACGGAAUCAAGACAGCCAAGGCGUUUUCCGUGGCGACACAGGCCGGAACUCCGGGCCCCAACGCCAUUUUGCGCCACGUUGUGCAGGCACCCGAGUUGCAGCAGAUCUACCCCCACCAGCGUUGGGCGCACGGUAUCCUCGCUGAAGACACCGAUGCUGGUGUCAUUUACCAGAAUCGAAACAAUGCGGGGUCCGGUCACGGCUGGGCGAUUAACGCGGGUGUGGCCUGGAAUGUUAGGGGAGGCGUGACGAUCCAGAGUCCGCCCCUAGGUGUCAACUUCGGGAUCGGAGUCACUGGGAAGGUCACGAACUCGAAUGGAACUAUGACCUCACCGGGUAAAGCCGUCACGCCACAGAGCCUAUUCAGUGCUCAACUGGCUAAAAGAAAGGGUGGCAAGUGAGUCUAGUUGGGUUGAGUCAGAUGGUACGAUAUAAAGAUUAGGUAGACUUCCUAUGUGUUGAGAUAGUGUUGCAUAGCAGUAGCAAUACCGUAAGCCUUAUAACGAUUUCCUAGGAUACACAUAUUCUUAUCAUGUUAAUUAUACUAAAUCUUCUAGUGACGCUGGGCUAUUCAUAUGAUAGCCUUGGUCAAUAGAAUGUGUAACGUUGAAGCGUAUCUG